Neodiprion fabricii is the source of this 3515-nucleotide messenger RNA. RefSeq lists its product as uncharacterized. NCBI's taxonomy places the organism in Eukaryota, Metazoa, Arthropoda, Insecta, Hymenoptera, Diprionidae. The record is from RefSeq and is a predicted model, not a curated record. The transcript is spliced from 5 exons. Bases 407 to 2977 code for a protein of 856 amino acids.
AGCAAAUGGGAUGACAAAUUGAUCGAACAGUUUCUGACAUUGUACCGAAAACAUAAAUGUCUCUGGAAUCCGUACUCUUAUGAUUAUAGGAACUGCGCUGUUAAGAAUGAAGCCUUUAAAACUGUUGUACAGGAGUUGAAUUUUCCUGGUAUCAGAGUGCCCGAAUGUUUGGAACAAAUUGAAGUCAUAAGGGAAAAGUAAAGUCAGGAUGACGCGGGUUUUACACAUGCGCUUAACAGGAUUACGUUAAUGUUUUUUAUUUUGCAUGCAUGACAGUUUUUCAACAUCUUGAAAUAACUAAAGUUAGGAAAUUUACUUGUUUAGAUACAAACGAGAACAGGCAAAGGCUGAAAAGAAACUAAAAUCUGGAAAACUAUACAAUUCGAAUGUACCAUGGUUUAAUCUUAUGUCUCAAAUGCUAUGCGAAGUGAUAAAUGAUGAGGAAACGUUCAGUAAAACUCCAGUCAAAUUCGCUCCUUGUGCUGGGACAAAGAGCAAGCGCACCAAACACACUCCAACAUUCAAUAAGCAUGGACAAUUUAUCUCACAAGAUAACUAUGAAAGAAAUGUUGAAAGCAUAUCCAAAAAGAAUGAUAACAAUGCCUCAGUUCUAUCUGAAGAAGAGCUAGAAGACUCAGGCUUCGAAGAACCAAAAGCACAACAACGAAAUGCUAAUUUCCAGAGUGAAUUGAAACUGGUCGACGAUGAAAAUGAUCAGCAUAACGUAUAUGUGUCCUGUGGUUGGGAAACAGAGAAAAGUCCGACCGAGAUGCACAGUAGAACAUAUGAACUUAAUAAUUGUAAAGAGAGCAGGACCAAAAUUCAACCUGAAACUGAAAGAACUGUUACAGUAAAUUCAUCAAAACUUGCUGAUGAAAAUUUCAUUGACGAGACAAAUUCUCCACCAUUUUACGGCAAGAAAGUUAAUUAUUCAAGUAGGAAACCUCAAAUACAGGAAACGGAUGUUAUUCAAUCUCAAAAAAACCUUGAAACAAAUGAAGAUCCUCCUAACCCGUCGCAAAACUACAGCGGAAAAUGCAUUUCUACUCGACAAAAAAAUUUUGAUAACACAAAAAAUACGACCUAUCAAGAUAAUAUCAAAGCAGUAAAAUUACCAGACGAUAUUUUAUCGAAAGAAAUUAAUUAUGUUCGUUGUCCUCAAAGUAAAAAAGAAUUUGGAAACAAUAUUGCAACGCAUCCAAGUAACGUUGGCCAUAAUACUCAAAGCUACUAUUUGGAACACAUCCAGCCCAAUUUUGAAAUAAAUCGAACUAGCCAUCAUAUCAAUGAACCUACACCAAGUAUGGUUCGCUACCGUGACGCAUUCAAUCAGCAGUCAAAGAGAGCACCAGAAUUUUUCGAUGACAUAAUUGGGAACGAUAACGUGUCUCCUACCAGGUACAAUGCAUGCGUUCAGGAAUUCGGCGGAGUUAGGCCUGCAGUAUUACCAAUCGCACCUGAAGAAGAUAAAUACGAAAUCUGCCCACGAUUCACAAUCAUUAUCCCAAAUUCGGAUGAGGAGGAUCAACAUCUAGAAAUUAUUGGAUACGAAGUUCGUGCCAUCAAUCGACAACUAUCGAAGUAUAUGUUGUGCCCACAUUCCGAGAGUGAAAAAAAAGCAAUGAGCACUGUUGAAUGCUUAUGUAAAACUGAUACACAUGCAGCAUGUAGAAAUGUAAAUAUAGAUUCGGCAAGACAUAGCAAUAUUAUUAAAUUGGACAUAAACCAUGGUCGUUCCAAGCACAAUCAUGCAAAGAAACGGUUUCGUAACUCAGGGACUGCCUUCGAAAGACAAUUCGAAGAUGACUCUGAGCAUCAAGAUACGACGAAAAUCGGAGUGCAGCAUAAACCGUCUACCAGCAAGGGUGCGCAGACUGACACAUCUUAUGAAAAUCAAAUAAUCCAGACGAUACCAGAUGUACAAACAGGGCAAUCGAAUCGUUCGAAAUCUGUUAAUAACAAAGACGUUUCCUUGAUGACUACAUCACUACACUAUAAAGAUGCACGCCUUCCAACUCCAUACAGAAAUGAGCCUCCGAUAGAUCAAAACUCAUAUGCAGUGAAUGAUGAUCAAGUAAGCGGAAAACCAUCGUGCUGUGCAGCACGCCCAGAUAUUAAGAAUAGCUCAUUGCCAGAAGAGAGUUUUAAUAAUACGAGGAUACUACUCAAUGUUAUUGUAAAAAUAUUGGAAGCCGAUAGCACACAGGAAGUACCAAUAAAUUUGCAAAGAACUUUGAAUACGAUGCUUGAUACCUUUCAACAAAUAACAACACUUCCACCAGCCGAAGUGGGAUACCCCAAGAGUAAUGUUAAUGAAUUAGAAGAUGCUAUGCAUUAUGAUAAUACGACGGACAGCACCCAGUAUAGAUUUCUUCCUUUAAACAAACCUUUUAAGAGUCAACAGGUGGAAAACAAAAAUUCACGAGAGUCACCUGCCAAGAUAGUGAAGCUUGAUGAUUCGACUGAAAAUUUAAGGCCACAGUCUCCUAUUGAAAGACCUGUUUGUCUCAGCGAUAUAUCGGAAGACGAAACAACUAUGUAUCUUCUUCCAGGAGAGGUCAAUAAUGCAGUAAAUAAAGAUACUAGUGGAAACGAACAAAACCCUGCAGUUGUAACUCAAAAAAACCAAUCAACCAAUGAAACAGAUACUAGAUUAACUCAAAUAAAUGAACCAUCAAAUGAAAAAAAUACUAGGAACGCUUUACAGAGUAGACUUCCAGAUCAUUCAAAUGUAUCGAACUCCAUAUCCGAUCCAAUUUUGGAUUAUACAAGUGAAUUUGGUGGAAAUGAAACCAUUCCGUCGUCAUCCCGGAACGUCAGCGAGAGUCUACCUGCAAGUCAACUAACAAAAGAUUUCUUAGAUGUUGUGAAAUAUACAAUAAUGAUGGAUCAAAUGCUACAACCUAAGGAAAAUGGAAACAACGAAUGCUGCAAACAACCAGAAAAAUCAACGGAUUCAGGACAUUUACGAAAAUGAUGACAUCUGAUGUAUAUCCAGUUAGCAUCACCAGCAUCUGUUGACUUCCGUUACACCAGAGAAUGAUGGGGUGACUGUUCAUUAAUUACCUACCAGCCAUACUUCGAACAGUGAAAUAUUUCAAAACUAAAGCAAGGAUUGAAAAAAUAAUUGAAACUGUUUUUCAUAAGCUGUCAAUAAAAUUUUAUAAACUAAGGAUGAAAUUUAAAAAUAAAUCCAACUAUAUACAUAUCAGUCAGUAAAUAAUGUUAUGUGUGAUCGGUAAGUUCAUUGCGUAGAAGUUUUUCAUAUUUCAAUAACAUAUAAACCAAUGAUACUGAGUUUUAUGAUUGUCUUUUUGAACUACCUUUCAAAAUUUUUAAUCGAGAUGGUAGGUUGGUCAACCCAAGAAUAAAAAAAUAAGUGAAACGGAGUUAGAUUAAUUCUUGUUGGCAAGAUGGUGUUGAGUAUUGUCACGGGUAUUGUGGUUCAAAGAAGUAAAUGAAAAUGUAAAAACAACUUGACAGAAUGUCAUUUUGACAUUUCUGGUAAUAAAUAC